GAGAAAUCAAAGAAAAUCUUCUGAAACACCAAAAGCCAGAGUCCUCAUCAAUGAGUAAUGGGGUCAUCGUUGAACUGCAAACAAACUCCCCCAACUGUGCUAAGGUAGUUGAAGACAUUGUGAAGCUCGAGAAGAAGAUAUUCCCAAAACAUGAGUCUCUUGCCAGAUUCUUCGACGAAGAAUUGAAGAAAAAGAAUUCAGGAUUGCUUUUCCUGGACUUGGAUGGUGAAGUCGUAGGCUAUGUCAUGUAUUCUUGGCCCUCUUCCCUCUACGCUACGAUCGCCAAGCUCGCAGUGAAGGAGAACUAUAGAAGACAAGGUCAUGGAGAGGCACUGCUGAAGGCAGCCAUUGAGAAAUGCAGAACCAGAAACAUUCAACGCAUAGGUCUUCAUGUUGAUCCCCUGAGGACUGCGGCUGUGACUCUCUACAAGAAACUUGGGUUCCAAGUUGAUAGCUUGAUUGAAGGAUACUACUCUGCUGAUCGAGAUGCCUACAGGAUGUACUUGGAUUUUUGAUGCGGUUUAUGACAUUUUCUGAAUUAAGUUUCAGAUAUCGUGAUGAUAUAUUUAUAUUAGAGAAGUGUUGGGCUCUUCUGUUGUAAUUUUAUCAUGCCUGUGGGUAAAAACUUGAUGAUGAUGAUGAUGAGUUUAUGGAUCAUAUGCAGGCACAAACUGAAAUAAGAACAAUGAACAAUUGAUUACAUCAAAAGAAUUGUGGCGAUAAGAGGUAAU
This is a messenger RNA of Cucurbita pepo subsp. pepo (vegetable marrow), 731 nucleotides long. RefSeq names its product Acyl-CoA N-acyltransferases (NAT) superfamily protein. Lineage: Eukaryota; Viridiplantae; Streptophyta; Magnoliopsida; Cucurbitales; Cucurbitaceae. Gene Ontology annotation, molecular function: acyltransferase activity, transferring groups other than amino-acyl groups. The record is from RefSeq and is a predicted model, not a curated record.